This is a messenger RNA of Penaeus monodon (black tiger shrimp), 1543 nucleotides long. RefSeq names its product protein lethal(2)essential for life-like. The coding region runs from base 152 to 805 and encodes 217 amino acids. Lineage: Eukaryota; Metazoa; Arthropoda; Malacostraca; Decapoda; Penaeidae. Gene Ontology annotation, biological process: protein refolding; response to heat. Gene Ontology annotation, molecular function: protein folding chaperone. The transcript has 4 exons. The record is from RefSeq and is a predicted model, not a curated record.
AAAGCACAACUACGUCAGUGUGUGUUGAGCAGCCACCGAGUGAAGGUCUGCGUGUCUGCCCUCCCAUUCCCCAUCCAGGCUCCUUCACGCGAGGAAGACACGAAUCGGCAGCUAAGUUUAACAGAAUAAACAAACUUAAUACAUAAAAAAAAUGGAGGGCUUCAAGCACAUUCCCGUCAAACUGGGAGACUUCAGCGUGAUCGACCAGGAAUUCAAUUCAAUUCGGGAGAAAUUCGACAGUGAAAUGAAGAAAAUGGAAGAUGAGAUGGCUCGCUUCCGCAAUGAAUUGAUGAAUCGGGAAUCGUCUCUCUUCCAGCGCUCAAUGCUCACUUCCUCCAGGUUGCCGCCCUUCAUGUCUAACCCGCUCGCGACUACCCAGAUGACCGGCCAGGUGGCACCCGCGCCCUCCAUGGCACCCCCUCAGCCCAGCACGAAUUACCAGCAGCAGGAAUCCAGCGCCAACCAGGGCACCGGCUCGUGGCUGGAGGGCAUGAACUCGCCUCUCAUCCAGCAAGAGGGUGACUGCAAACAACUCAAGCUAAGAUUUGACGUCAGCCAGUACAAGCCCGAGGAGAUUGUUGUCAAGACAGUUGAUAAUAAGCUUCUGGUCCAUGCCAAGCACGAGGAGAAGUCUGACAACCGCUCCGUCUACCGCGAGUACAACAGAGAGUUCCUGCUUCCCAAGGGCACCAACCCCGAGCUCAUCAAGUCCUCGCUCUCCAAAGACGGCGUCCUGACGGUGGAAGCUCCCCUGCCGGCCAUAGCUGGGAACGAAGAGAAGGUCAUCCCCAUCGCACAGAACUGAUUGACUGAUUGACUGUCGUUACGAAUUUUCGCCACAGUGUUGAAGGAAGGAAGCCACGUGUAAGAGGAUUGGAGGAAUCAUCUCGCCAGCAUCAGUGUUUUUUUAUAUAUAUAUAUAUCAGAUCGAUAGAGUAAAAUUUGUGUUAUUGUAUGAAGAAAGGGAAAGUAAAAGGAAAGUCUCUUUUUUUUAAUAAAUAAUAAAUGUGAUUUUUUUUCUUAUGUGUGAAACACCUUCAUUAUGCCUUUGAAAUUGCAUGGAAAAUAUUUUUGUUCUAAGGUGUUAUUUCAAAUAGAUUAAGAGAUAAAACCAAAUUAUGUCCAUGAUCAUAUGUUAAAUGUACAACUGCCAGUAAUUUAGACAAUAAGGUAAUAUGUUUGUUUUGAUAGGUAAUGCACCAUUUCCAAGGAUAUUAUAUGAUAUGAAAUCAUUCUUUGUUAAUUAAAAUUUUAGAUGUCUAUUAUUUGUUUUUCAAUAAAGAAGCCUGUUAUGUGCAUAACGUUAGCAAUUUUCCAGACAUUAAUAUAUAUUAAAGAAUUAGUUUUUAUCUUAGUGGUAUACUGGCUAAAAAAAAACAUUUUUAUGAUUGAGUUCAGCAAAAGAAUAUAGAUUUUUCUCUUUCAUACACAUCUCAGAUAGCAACAUUUGGUUUUCAGGCUUUGAAAACUUUCUCUGGAAAUUGUUUAUUUUUAAUACAAACUUAUACACAUAACUUUAACAAAUAAAAUGAAAGGAAUAUAA